AUGGAUCCGGAUACGGUCAAAUCAACUCUCUCGAAUCUGGCGUUCGGAAAUGUAUUGGCGGCAGCUGCUAGAGAUUAUAAGAAGGAAGUUCUUGCAAAUGAGAAGGCGCAAUCAUCAAAUCCAGCCAAUGUGGAGGUUGAUCUUGAUGAACUGAUGGAUGAUCCAGAGCUGGAAAAAUUGCACGCAGAUAGGAUUGCAGCACUCAAGAGAGAAGUUGAGAAGAGAGAAGCGUUCAAAAGGCAAGGACAUGGUGAAUACCGAGAGGUAAGCGAGGGAGAUUUCUUGGGCGAAGUCACCAGGAGUGAGAAAGUGAUAUGUCAUUUCUACCACAAGGAGUUUUACCGCUGCAAGAUUAUGGACAAGCACCUGAAGACUCUUGCUCCUAGACAUGUGGACACGAAGUUCAUUAAAAUGGAUGCAGAGAAUGCUCCUUUCUUCGUGACAAAGCUUGCAAUAAAGACUCUGCCUUGCGUUUUGCUUUUCAGCAAGGGAAUAGCGAUAGACAGGCUAGUCGGGUUCCAGGAUCUGGGCACAAAGGACGAUUUCACCACGACUAAGCUGGAGAACGUUCUGAUUAAGAGAGGAAUGCUCAGCAAGGCGAAGAAAGAGGAAGACGAUGAAGAUGCUGAAUAUCAAGAGAGCAUACGGCGGUCGGUUAGGUCUUCAGAGAAUCUGGACUCUGAUUCUGACUGA
Molecule: messenger RNA, 693 nt
Organism: Microthlaspi erraticum
Lineage: Eukaryota; Viridiplantae; Streptophyta; Magnoliopsida; Brassicales; Brassicaceae
Source: the annotation of a GenBank genome assembly